GACUGAGGCAUCCAACAUGUUUUCCAAGGAUUUUUUUUCCCCCUGCUCUGCUGCAAGGCUGUGCCAGCCUGUCUGUGCCUCGCUCUCCCUUCACUGGAAUUUAAAAGUACCUUCCCCACCCUCCCCAAAAAGCCAGCAGUGCCCUAUCUGACAGGAAUGACAGACGAAUGGAAAAGCCUGAUUAGAGCCCGUAAAAUCCACUGUAGCAUGGAGAGACAGGGUGAAGUGUUGACACUCUUCCAGUACAAAUGUCAGGGCAUCAGGUGAAACAAGAAGGAGCAAAGUCCGGAGCAGACUGAGGUUUUUUUUCUCCUGGCCAGUUCCCUCACAGCCCCGGGGCACCGCUGGGUAUCAUGAGUUCUAGAGGAGGCUGCACACCCUCACAGGGCAGCGGUCCCUCCAUCAUCCUCGAACACAAAUCCCCAGCUGGCUCAGGAGAGCCCCAAACAGGCGACCAGGAGUGGGUAGGAGAAGGUUUUGGACAAGACUGUUCUCACCUUCCUCCCUGGGCAUCCCCUCGAGGCUGCUGGGAGAGGAAAACACAGGAUGUCCCAGGGAGCCCACUGAAGCCUUCUGAUGUCCCAGGGAGCCCACUGAAGCCCUGGUUUUCUUUUCAGCAUGAUGAAAUUCUGUUGACUCCCUGGAGGGAUUAUCCUGUGGAGGACACAGACCCCUUCACCCCCCCGAGUGAAGAGAAGUGGGAUUUCGUUCUGGUGAGCGACAUCCAUGAAGUGGGCAGUGAGAAGGAGACCAAGAGGAAGAAGUUCCUGGAUGAGCUGAGCAAGAAGGGGUUCACCAUCAAGAAAAUUGAGGACACGAAGCUAUUUUAUGGAGUCCGUGCCCCAGAGCAGGUCUUCCGGAAGUACCAGUGUCUUCUGGGGAACCCCGACAAGAAGCUCCAAAAUGAAAAUUCCCCCCAGGACAUCCCAAUGACCACCAGGAUAAGGAUCGUGCACUUAAUCCUGCGGAACACGGUGACACCUGACUUGGAGAAGCUGCACGGCCUGAUGAAGAAAAACGUGUUUGAGGCAGCGUUUCCCCUGCAUGAGAAGGAAGCUGUAAGGGAAUUCUCCAGGGACAACUGGGCUCGCUGGAGAGGUGUAUUUAACCAGCAACCAAUUGAGAAGAUCAGGUGCUAUUUUGGUGAGAAGGUGGCCUUAUACUUCGCCUGGCUGGGCUGGUACACCUACCUGCUGGGUUUUGCUGCACUGGCUGGGGUGGUGACCUUCGUGGCUGGGAUUACUCUCUUCAGUUCCAGCCAGGUGAGCAGGGAGAUCUGUGAGGCCAACACCACCAUCAUGUGCCCGCUCUGUGACAAGAAGUGCCCCUACUGGGUCCUCUCCGACACCUGCACCUACGCCAAGGUCACUCACAUGAUUGACAACGAGGCCACGGUCCUUUUUGCCAUAUUCAUGGCCCUCUGGGCCACUGUGUUCCUGGAGCUGUGGAAGAGGCAGAGAGCCACUGUGGUCACCAACUGGAACCUAUACGGGUGGGAUGAGGAAGAGGAGGAGCUGGCUAUGGAACUGAUCAAUAAUUUACAGCAUGAACCCCGGAAGUACCAGCACUCCUACUUCCGCAGCACCAUCAUCCUCCUCUUGGUCCUGCUGAUGAUCCUGGUGCUGAUCGGCAUCGCCCACGCGCUCGUCAUCUACCGCGUGAUCGCCACGGCGCUCUUCGCCCAGAGCGGCCUGGGGCUGCUGCGGGAGCAGGCCGACACCACGGCCGUGGUGACGGGGGCCGUGCUGCACUACCUCACCAUCGUCAUCAUGACCAAGAUCAACAGGCGCGUGGCCCUCUUCCUCUGCGACCUGGAGAAACCACGGAGCUUCUCCCAGCGGGAGAAAAACUUCACCAUGAAGAUUUUUACCUUCCAGUUCUUCACAAACUUCUCCUCGCUCAUCUACAUUGCCUUCUUCCUGGGACGGAUCAACGGCCGCCCAGGGCACUACGUGCGCAUCGCCGGCCGGUGGAGGCUGGAGGAGUGCCACCCCAGCGGAUGCAUCACUGACCUCUUCAUCCAGAUGGCCAUCAUCAUGAUGCUCAAGCAGACCAUCAGCAAUGUGAUGGAGUAUCUCAUCCCCUGGAUAAGCCACAAGCUACGCAAGAACCAAAAGCGCCCCAAGAAGAGGAGCAUAUUUCUGGGAGAGGAGGAGGAGGCUGAGGACCCCUGCAAAAGGCAGUGGCUGAAGAACUAUGCGCUCAACGAGGUCAACGUCUUCAGCUUGUUCGACGAGUUCUUGGAGAUGAUGAUCCAGUACAGCUUCACCACCAUCUUUGUCGCUGCCUUCCCCCUGGCCCCGCUCCUGGCGUUCUUCAACAACAUGUUCGAGAUCCACAUGGACGCCAUCAAGAUGGUGCGGCUGCACCGGCGCAUGGUGCCCAGGAGGGCCAACGACAUCGGGAUCUGGCUCCAGGUCCUGGAGGCCAUCGGCAUCCUGGCUGUCAUCGGGAACGGGCUGGUGAUUGCCAUCACCUCCGACUUCAUCCCCAUGCAGGUCUACAAGUACAUGUACAGCCCCUGUGUGGGGGAGAACCGCACUAACGUGGACUGCUCCACGGGGUACAUCAACCACAGCCUCUCCAUCUUCCACAUCCGGGAUUUCGAGCCUGACAUUGGUAUGCCUGAGAUGCUGCCAAACUUUGACAGGGAUGAGAUCAAGGAGUGCAGGUACCGGGAUUACCGGAACGCCGACGACUACUCCUACACCAUGCAGUUCUGGCACGUCUUGGCAGCCCGGCUUGCCUUCCUCAUCAUCUUCGAGCACGUGGCUCUGUGUGUCAAGCUGAUCGCAGCCUGGUACAUCCCCGACGUCCCCCAGAAGGUCAAGAAUGAGCUUCUGUGCAGAAAACACACUGACCUGCGUAAAGAACUGAGCAUGAUGGAGUACUCCACCGAGGUGUAGCCACCGCUGACCCAGGAGAAGGAGAACACGGACUUGAGCCCCCUCCCCAGCCUGGCAGUGCCAGGGGUGCUGGAUGAACCCCCUGGCACAGUGCCACGUGUGACUGAGCUGGACUUGAACUGGGAAGUGAUGCCCAGACGGUGGCUUUGCAGGAACAGGAUGCUUUCCAACUUGGAAAGGAAGGACGCUGUGGCAGAGCUGGGAUGUGCCUUCCCUGCACACGGAGUAGCUGGGACAGAGCUGUGGUGCUGGGGACAAACCUGGGGGCAGCACCCGGCUGGGCUGCAGCAGGCGACCUAAGUCCUCCUCACUCACUGCCUUAAGCACAGGAAACACCAGUUACCUCAUUCCAGGUUCCCUCUCCAGGCCUUUUUUUGCACUUUGGCCUCUUUUUCCACUGCCUUCCGUGACCUCCCCACUCCGCACCGCUGGGGAACAUGAGUCCCUCUUUCACUGCAGUCCUCCUCGGCAUGAUUCCCACGUGGCUGCAGCUCUGACCUGCUGUUUCCCUGGAAAAAAUGCCGUUGUUAUCCUGACUGAGUUUAGCUCCAGGCUCAGCCGAGUCCUGACAGUUGUGCCUGGCCCAACUACCACCAGCAAACAGUAAAUAAACACAACCCACACGCGGACAUACAGACUUUCACCUGCUGCCUGGUCUUGCUCCUGCCUUCCUCCUCUGCCAUCCCCAACACCCAAAGAAACUGUGCCCCAAAACCUUUCCUUGUCUCACUGGGGACAGUCACA
This is a messenger RNA of Corapipo altera (White-ruffed manakin), 3650 nucleotides long. It is a transcript of the gene ANO9, whose product is annotated as anoctamin 9. NCBI's taxonomy places the organism in Eukaryota, Metazoa, Chordata, Aves, Passeriformes, Pipridae. The coding region runs from base 354 to 2906 and encodes 850 amino acids. The record is from RefSeq and is a predicted model, not a curated record. Gene Ontology annotation, molecular function: protein dimerization activity; chloride channel activity. Gene Ontology annotation, biological process: chloride transmembrane transport. The transcript has 23 exons. Gene Ontology annotation, cellular component: plasma membrane.